Cydia splendana is the source of this 1623-nucleotide messenger RNA. RefSeq names its product zonadhesin-like. NCBI's taxonomy places the organism in Eukaryota, Metazoa, Arthropoda, Insecta, Lepidoptera, Tortricidae. The record is from RefSeq and is a predicted model, not a curated record. The transcript has 9 exons. The coding region runs from base 1 to 1608 and encodes 535 amino acids.
AUGAAGUACUUGUGGGAUAGACCGGACGUCAGGAACAUGCGCUGGGGAAUAGUAGUAUUGUUGGCAGCAGCUCUGGCAGGAGCUCUAGCGCAGUCGCAAGAUUCUGUUGCUGAAUUACAACGCCCUCCACUGAUAAAAUGCAAAGAAAACGAAGUAUACAACCCGUGUAGUAUUAUAUGUCCCCCUCAAACGUGUGAGUCCAUAUACACCGACUACGAUUGCCGUGGCGCGACGAAAUGCGUGCCCGGCUGCGACUGCAUCUCCGAGUACUUGAGGAACGGAACGGCAAAGGACCCCUGUAUACCUAGCCACCUGUGCCCACCCCCGCGACCAGUAUGCGGCAUCAACGAACAUUAUGAAACAAACGGAAUCAAGUGCGAGCUGACUUGCAAGAACUACCACUUGGAACCAAUAAUGGGUCAUUGUCAGCCAACCAGCGCCUGCUUUUGCGAUGAUGGCUACGUCAGAAACUCUAAUGGAUUGUGCAUUCUAAAGAAGAAAUGCCCUCAAAAUUUGGUUUGCCCGCCGAACGAAAUGGUGUCCGAAUGUUACAACAGCUGCCUCAUGACCUGCAAGACCAGACUCCGGAGCGACGGUAGAAUGUGCCACCUGGCCUGCAUCGAGACCGGCUGCGUUUGCAAGGAAGGCUACCUGAGGCACGACAAUGGCACUUGUGUUCCCAUCAGCCAGUGCUCGCCACCUCGCUGCAAUGACAAUGAAACCUACUCGAAGUGCGGUACCGCGUGUCCCCCGACUUGUCAGAACAGAGGCGACAAUUGCACUGUCUGCACUAAACAGUGCGUCGAGGAUUGCUUCUGCAACAAGGGCCUCGUGCGCGCUGAUGACGGCAGCUGCAUCAAGCCUAAAGACUGCCCACCUCGCGUCUGUGGUUCUAACGAAGCACUGGACCCAUGCCCCCCUACGUGUCCUCCUACGGAUGGCUGCUCGAACAUAUGGUCGAAGUUUAACUGCACCAACGCUAUCAAGUGCUGCAAGCCUCAGUGUCGUUGCAACCCUGGCUACCUCAGAAAGAAUACAGUCUGCGUCCCUAUCAAACAAUGUUUAAAUAAUGUGUCCGAAUGUUACAACAGCUGCCUCAUGACCUGCAAGACCAGACUCCGGAGCGACGGUAGAAUGUGCCACUUGGCCUGCAUCGAGACCGGCUGCGUUUGCAAGGAAGGCUACCUGAGGCACGACAAUGGCACUUGUGUUCCCAUCAGCCAGUGCUCGCCACCUCGCUGCAAUGACAAUGAAACCUACUCGAAGUGCGGUACCGCGUGUCCCCCGACUUGUCAGAACAGAGGCGACAAUUGCACUGUCUGCACUAAACAGUGCGUCGAGGAUUGCUUCUGCAACAAGGGCCUCGUGCGCGCUGAUGACGGCAGCUGCAUCAAGCCUAAAGACUGCCCACCUCGCGUCUGUGGUUCUAACGAAGCACUGGACCCAUGCCCCCCUACGUGUCCUCCUACGGAUGGCUGCUCGAACAUAUGGUCGAAGUUUAACUGCACCAACGCUAUCAAGUGCUGCAAGCCUCAGUGUCGUUGCAACCCUGGCUACCUCAGAAAGAAUACAGUCUGCGUCCCUGUUAAACAGUGUUUAAAUAAUUAAGGAUCGAUCACACUG